GGUUGCUUGACUACUUUCGUUUUCAAGAUCAGAUCAUCGAGGGAUCCAUCCAAGCUAUGGCAGAGAAGGUGACGAUAAUGGUGCUGAAGGUGGACCUUCAGUGCUUUAAAUGCUACAAGAAGGUCAAGAAAGUUCUCUGUAAAUUCCCUCAAAUACGAGACCAAAUUUACGAUGAAAAGGCCAACACAGUGACCAUCACUGUGACAUGCUGUAGCCCGGAGAAGAUCAGGGACAAGAUAUGCUACAAAGGUGGCGGAUCCAUCAAGAGCAUUGAGAUCAAGCCGCCGGCGAAGCCCAAGCAACCGGAGAAGCCGAAAGAGGCCGAGAAGCCUAAGGAAGCCGAGAAGAAACCGGAGAAGCCGAAAGAGGCCGAGAAGAAACCGGAGAAGCCGAAAGAGGCCGAGAAGAAAACGGAGAAGCCGAAAGAGGCCGAGAAGCCUAAGGAGUCUGGAGAGAAGAAAGCUGAGAAACCAAAAGAGGCUGCUCCGGCGGCGCCACCGAAGGCAGUGGAAGCCGCGCCUUUACCGCCGGCGGCGUAUGCGCUCGGUUAUUCGUACAUGGAUGGUUAUCAUCAUGGCUGGGGUGGUGGGGUGCCCAGCUAUUACGGUGGACCACCCCAACAACCGCUUCAAAAUUAUGAGACUAUUGGUAGGCCGGUUUAUGAUAGCUGGGGCAGCGGUGAAUGUUUUAGUGAUGAAAAGGCACAAGGAUGCUCAAUCAUGUAAGGAAGAACGUGCUGCCGAGUUGUGCAUAUAGUUGAAUUUGAUGAUAUAGUUAAUAUAAUCUCUCGUGUUACUUUGUUGAAGAUGGAGGCAUUUGUGGAUUUUAUUUAUUUUGUUUUUGUUUUAAGAGUUUAUAAUGUCAAAUGGUCAGAAAGUUCGGUGGCGGUCACGGUGCUUUGUAAAAUGUCUUUGUUUAAAAAAUAAAAUGAAGUUUUCAAUUUGUCAG
Molecule: messenger RNA, 948 nt
Organism: Hibiscus syriacus
Lineage: Eukaryota; Viridiplantae; Streptophyta; Magnoliopsida; Malvales; Malvaceae
Product: protein PYRICULARIA ORYZAE RESISTANCE 21-like
Exons: 4
Coding region: 57-725 (222 amino acids)
Biological process (GO): regulation of defense response to fungus
Molecular function (GO): metal ion binding
Source: RefSeq, a predicted model, not a curated record